Molecule: messenger RNA, 264 nt
Organism: Penicillium oxalicum
Lineage: Eukaryota; Fungi; Ascomycota; Eurotiomycetes; Eurotiales; Aspergillaceae
Product: small nuclear ribonucleoprotein E
Exons: 3
Coding region: 1-264 (87 amino acids)
Biological process (GO): spliceosomal snRNP assembly; mRNA splicing, via spliceosome
Cellular component (GO): U1 snRNP; U5 snRNP; U2 snRNP
Molecular function (GO): RNA binding
Source: RefSeq, a predicted model, not a curated record
AUGGCGCCCCGAAAGACCUUGCUGGCUCCCAUCCACUUCAUUUUCAGCUUGUUGCAAAAGCGCAGCACGGUCUCCAUCUGGCUCUACGAGCAGCUUGCGUUCCGCAUCGAGGGAAAGAUCAGGGGAUUUGAUGAGUUCAUGAACCUGGUGGUGGAUGACGCUGUUGAGGUCCGCCUAGCUACGAAAACCGAGGAAGAGAAGCGGAGACCUCUGGGCCAAAUCCUGCUCAAGGGUGACAAUGUUUCCCUCAUCCAGGCCGUUUGA